Molecule: messenger RNA, 3704 nt
Organism: Olea europaea var. sylvestris
Lineage: Eukaryota; Viridiplantae; Streptophyta; Magnoliopsida; Lamiales; Oleaceae
Product: pentatricopeptide repeat-containing protein At1g06143-like
Exons: 3
Coding region: 214-1908 (564 amino acids)
Biological process (GO): RNA modification
Molecular function (GO): protein binding; RNA binding
Source: RefSeq, a predicted model, not a curated record
GUUCGCAAAUUGAAUUAGGCUCCUGUCAGAAAGAAUUUGUCACCUGGUUGACCUACACUCGCAUGGAAUGGAAGUGGGAUUCGCGUGGGACCUUCUCAGUCGAAACUUCCCUGAAUCUCCCCCUUAUUCACCUUGUACAAUUUAUUUUUGAGUGUAUUUUCCAUUUUUCACCGAGAAGAUUUGUGAUUGUACCAUAUACUGGAAACAAUUCGUAUGAAAUUCUUCGUUGUUAAUCGCCCAAGAUUAACAGUUGCACAGGUGGCCGAUCGUUUGAAAAGAUGUUCAAAUUUGAAAGAGAUUGAAUCAUUUUAUGCAAUGAUGAUCAAGAACGACACAACUCAAAAUUGCUUCUUGGUAAACCAAUACAUAACUGCUUGUUCCACUUUUCACAGUAUAGAUUCGGCAAUUUUUGCCUUUUCUCAGAUGGAAAAUCCCAAUAUAUUCGUGUACAAUGCAAUAGUUGGAGCCUUUGUAAAUUGUUUUCGCCCAUUUGAAGCUUUACAGUACUACAUUGACAUGCUGAGGAAUUCUGUAUAUCCAAGUAGUUAUACGUUCCCGGCAGUAACUAAGAGCUGUAGAGUUUUAUCUGCUGUGGGAUUUGGGGAAUGUGUUCAUGGGCAGGUCUGGAAAUACGGGUUCCCAUCGCACGUUCAUGUCUUAACUGCACUGAUUGAUUUUUAUUCGAGUUUUGGUAGGGUUGAUGAGUCAAGGAUGGUGUUCGAUGAAAUGCCAGAAAGAGAUGGUUUUGCUUGGUCUACAAUGAUUGAAGCUCAUGCCAGCAUUGGGGAUUUGGCUUCAGCGAGGAGGUUGUUUGAUGAGAUGCCGGAGAAAAAUACUGCUGCAAGGAAUACCAUGAUUCAUGGAUAUGCGAGAGUUGGCGAUGUUAACUCAGCUGAGGAGUUGUUUUAUAUGAUGCUCGGGAAGGAUUUGAUUUCGUGGACAACAAUGAUCAAUUGUUACACAAAAAGCAAGCAAUAUAGCAAAGCCUUAGAACUUUUCUAUGAAAUGAAGAAUGAAGAAGUUAGACCUGAUGAAGUGACCCUGUCAACUGUAAUAUCAGCCUGUGCACAUCUUGGGGCACUGAACCAAGGGAAGGAAAUACACAUAUAUGCUAUGCAAAGCGGGUUUGAUCUCGAUGUUUAUAUGGGGUCUGCAUUGAUUGAUAUGUAUGCGAAGUGUGGGGUCUUGGAGAGGGCACUUGUGGUAUUUUUCAAGUUACAGGAGAAAAAUCUCUUCUGUUGGAAUUCUGUGAUUGAUGGGCUUGCAGUUCAUGGGCAUGCUAAAGAAGCAUUAGUGAUGUUUGGUCGAAUGGAGAAGGAAAAGAUCAAACCAAAUGGCGUGACCUUUGUUAGUAUUCUCAGUGCUUGUACUCAUGCAGGACUUGUGGAAGAAGGCCGGAGGAGAUUCUUUAACAUGACACACAAGUAUGGAAUCCUUCCUGAAAUUGAACACUACGGAUGCAUGAUCGAUCUCUUGUGCAAAGCCGGUUUGCUGGAAGAAGCACUAGAGUUGAUACGAGGUAUGAGAAUGGAUCCCAAUUCUGUCGUUUGGGGUGCUUUAUUAGGCGGUUGUAAGCUUCACAAGAACUUGGAGAUUGCUCAACUUGCUGUUGAUAGAUUGGUGGUCUUGGAGUCAAAUAGUAGUGGAUAUUAUUCCCUUUUAGUUAACAUGUAUGCUGAAGAAAAUCGAUGGCAUGAAGUUGCAAGAAUGAGGACAAUCAUGAAGGAACAUGGAGUAGAAAAGAAAAGUCCUGGUUCGAGCUGGAUUGAAGUGGACAAAAAGACGCACCAGUUUUCUGCAUGUGAUAAUUAUCAUCCAGCAUCAGGAGAAAUUUACUCUCUACUGGAUGUUUUAGACCUGCAACUUAAGCUGAUUGGCUAUGCACCUCAGUAUGAUUUUAUCUUGUAAACAGUUGUGGUAGCAGAGGGCCAAAUUUUGGAUGCCAUACAUCAUAUAUGUCAAUCCUGUUCGCCAAGAACUAUGGGAGAGCCUGUUGCAGUUUUAUAUGGCCCUGACGGGAACAAGUUUCUGUUUAUUAAUAAAAUAAACUGGUCACAAUUUGGUGGCCUACCUCUGUUAGGAUGCUUCUUGGACACUGUCUUGCCACCAUUAGUGGUGAUGAAGGGAAGCAAAUGAGAAGAUGCUAUCUUGUUUCAUCAUUCCUGAUGCAUUUACAAGGUUGUACAUGAAGGUAAAGAAGAGAUGAAGGUGUUCCCAACCAUCAAUCUAUACGACUGAAGUAGCAUGUCGUUUCUUAUAAGCCUUGAAGACCCUCACCAAAUUGCCAAACUUGAUGUUUAUUGUUUUCUUGAAUGGAAUAAUCUCAGUCCCUAUUAACUUCCCAGGAACAAGAUUCUUAAUGCAAAGAGCGCGACUAUUGCUAUAAAGAAACAAGUACAAUCAAUAGUCAGAAACAGAAGAGUAACCUUGGAACAGGAAAUUGUUUCAGCUUCACAACAUCCUGAUGAAAAUGGCAAGUUUAUGUCUGAAUCAGGUUGCUGGUCACGACACUUCUAGUGUUGCCAUAACUAUGCUGAUGAAGAAUCUUGGACAACUUCCUUGAACUUGUGAAAAUGUAUUUAGAGGUAAAAGUACAUACCCUUCGUUUCACCUUGUUGACAUAACUACACCUAAUGAUUUAUGUUUCAAAUCAUCCUACGAAGCAGGGGAAUUUUCACAGUGGGAUGAUGUACAGAAGAUGAGGUACUAGUAGAAUGUAUUGUCUGAAACUAUUAGACUAUCACCACCCACAAUAGGUGCUUUUAGAGAUGCACAAGUCGAUUUUAAGUAAGCAGUUUAUGACAUUCCCACGGGAUGGAAGGUACUUAAAUUUUUCUCUUAUUUAUUCUUACUUCUUUUAUGAGAUUUUCCAAGACUUCUGGAAUUUUCUUCCCCCCUUUUUUCACAAGUAAAAAAGAAUUUCAAGAAUUUCUGUAACAGUAAUUUAGGGCCCGUUUGGUGGUGCUUUUGAAAAAUCAAAAGCUAUUUUUCAGACUAAGAAAAUGCUUUUGAACAUAUUAGGACAAUUUCUUGGAAGUGCUUUGUUUGUCUAGAUGAGCUUUUAGAGGAAGCUAGCUUAGGGUAGUUUUCUAAGGAAGCUUUUCUACAAUAAAUAAAAGCAGAAGCCUUGUCAAAGGGGCCCUUUUGAUUCACUUUUGAACUAAUGAUUCAUGACCUAAUUAUGCUGUUGCAACAGUUAUACAGGAAGGCCUUCUUCACAAAUUCACUUUCUAGCUUGUUUGAAGAGAACAUAAAAUUUGAUCCAUCGAGCUAUGAAAGGGCAGGACCUACUCCAUUUUCUUAUGUUCCAAUUGAAGGGGGAUCUCCGAUGUGCUAGGGUAAAGAGUUUGCUAGGCUCGAUAUUCUUUAAUUUCUGCAAAACAUAGUUAAGAAAUUUCGAUGGGAUUUACUGAUUCCUGAUAAGAAAGUAGAAUGCAUCUUAUGCCCACCCCAGUCGAAGGACUUCCAGUUCAUCUUCAUCCUCAUAAGCCCUAGGAUGUUAUGGCUUCUUAUGUUGAUGCUUCAUUGCAUUAGUUGAAGAAAAUUGGAGAGUUAAUAUUGAGAAAUACAUGGUCAAUCCCGUGUAUUAGGUAACAGCACUAGCUAGGUCCACUUGGACUUCUGUCAAGAUUAAGAAAUUCAAGUGUGUUGAUACACCAUAGGUAAUCUUCCUCCUAGUUAAAAUAUAAUUUUAGCAUGCAAAA